This is a messenger RNA of Cloeon dipterum, 1508 nucleotides long. RefSeq names its product CLIP domain-containing serine protease B4-like. The transcript has 9 exons. Gene Ontology annotation, biological process: proteolysis. Bases 1 to 1428 code for a protein of 475 amino acids. The record is from RefSeq and is a predicted model, not a curated record. Gene Ontology annotation, molecular function: serine-type endopeptidase activity. Lineage: Eukaryota; Metazoa; Arthropoda; Insecta; Ephemeroptera; Baetidae.
AUGAGGCUCGGACUUCUUGUCCUUCUCAGCCUUGCACUUUGCGCCGCACAAACCACUCAAAGCGAGGACUACAUCCCGGCUCCGUAUUUUGAUGAGGAUGAAAACUUAAGUAUCAAGGACUGUGCAAACGAAACAACUCUGAACCAAUGGGCCGUGUCAGUUAGAAAGAUAGCCUCUGGUUAUGGUAGUCCUUGCCCAGGAAUAGCUAUUUCUAAAAAAACUGUUCUAAUGAGAGGUCAUCGGGUGUUGGUCAAAUUUGCAGAGAGAGUUACGGGCCAAAGCGAUUGCCUAAAAAAUCUGACAGAAAAUCAGCUGGAGAUAGUGAAGGCGCAACAAAUUCCCACUAAAAAUAUUCUCUGUUUGAAAGAUCACGUUCAAGGUUCAAGUAACAUAUUGGUAAAUUUGUACAAGGGAAGAUAUUUUUUGAGAGGAACAAAAUUUGGACCUGGAAAUUUUUACAUCGACAUACUGCCCUACAUUUACGAAAUUGCAAGUAGCACUGGAGAUAUUUCUGCUCUUCAUUCCACCCCGCAGUCAAUUCCAGGAAGACGGUUUAAAACACCAGAUGAGAAGCACAGUUUCCCCAACUGUGGAAUAAAACGGCGCACAAGAAGAACCAAACGAGACCUUGAUGACACACCCGUUGACCAUAUAUUAAGUGGGACUGACGCUGAGGAAAACAGGCACCCGUGGCAUGCUUUCAUCUACAUAGAAAAAUCAAACUCGACAUCGUCAAAAUGUGGUGGCACGCUGAUCUCGCCUAGAGCAGUUUUGACUGCUGCGCAUUGCAUUUACGGAACAAAAGCAACGGAUGUAGUAGAAGUUACUAUUGGGAUCUAUAGUAUGAUGAAGGAAAGUCCUGGAGAGCAAAAUAAAAUUCCCAGCAGAGUGAUUGUGCACCCUGACUACAAUUCAAAUUUUCAUUAUGAUAUCGGUUUGAUGAUCUUUGAUGAGCCGUUUGAAAUUACUGAUAAGGUCCAUCCCAUUUGUUUGUGGAACGAGGACUCCAGUUUGGACCGCGUCGCUGGAAAAUACGCUGUGGUGGUUGGAUUUGGAUAUGCUGCUAACUACUCUGUUCCCGACAUUCUUCAAGAGGCGCAGCUGCCUAUAAAAUCACAUAAAGACUGCUACCUGACGAGCGACCGGAAUUUCUUUGGAAAAAAUCUAUGGCCAGGAGACAAUUUUUGUGCCGGCUAUUUGAACGGAACAACCACGUGCAACGGGGACAGUGGAGGCAGCCUCUCUCUGAAAAGGAUCGGCCGGUGGUUCAUCCGAGGCAUUGUCAGCUUUGGAAAAUCGACAACUGUAAGGAUCAAAGACAAUGACACACGAGUGUGUCAUCCAUAUUACUACUCAUUGUUUACCGACGUUGCAACUUACAUGGACUGGAUUGUUGAUAACACACCGGACAUUUCAUUCAUAAAUUGAGUCUAAUUUUAAAGAAAUAUAAAAAAAUUCUUGAAUUAAGUGAUUUGGCAAUGUAUGCAAUAAAUUUCAUUUAAUCGUUA